Polypterus senegalus (gray bichir) is the source of this 3810-nucleotide messenger RNA. RefSeq names its product kinesin-like protein KIF3C. The record is from RefSeq and is a predicted model, not a curated record. NCBI's taxonomy places the organism in Eukaryota, Metazoa, Chordata, Cladistia, Polypteriformes, Polypteridae. Gene Ontology annotation, molecular function: microtubule motor activity; ATP binding; microtubule binding. Gene Ontology annotation, biological process: microtubule-based movement. The coding region runs from base 430 to 2706 and encodes 758 amino acids. The transcript has 9 exons.
UCCAGUAGCCGCUGUAGCAGAAACAGCAGUCCAAGCAUCACUAUGCUAUGAUAAUAGCUGCUGUUUACGGGGGACUCGCUAGUAGAGGCACGUCAGGAAAGCAAAUCUAGGCGUUGUCAUUACACCGGGAGAGCACCCUGUUUCGCAGAAGCAUAACGGCAUUCAGGCACAUGCUUGUUGUGACAGCAGGAGCUUGCUUUUCACUGCAGUGCAUUGUUCUUUCUUUACUACAGAUAAUGGUAAGGUGGUUGUUUCUUGCGUCGGCUUGAGCUGUUUUGGAUGCUCAUUUGCCAGAGGAGUAAAGAUGCUGAACGUGACAAUGUGCGCCGCACGCCUCAGCUACGUGCUGCAUCUGGCUUAAUGGCCAUUGUUAUGUUUGCUCGAUUUGACUGAAGAAGAGUAAGGUGUCGGGUUGUGUUUGCAGAAGCGAUGUCCAAAGGGAGGAACUGCGAGACUGUCAAAGUGGUGGUGAGAUGCCGCCCCUUGAAUUCGAAGGAGGAGGCAGUCGGUCACGAAAACAUUGUGACGAUGGAUGUUAAAUUAGGGCAAGUGUCUGUCCGCAAUCCGAAGGCUUCCCCCGGUGAGUUACUUAAAACAUUUACCUUUGACGCCGUAUACGACGCAAACUCCAAGCAGAGUGACCUGUACGAUGAGACUGUCAGGCCUCUCAUUGAUUCGGUGCUUCAAGGCUUCAAUGGGACCAUAUUUGCAUAUGGUCAAACUGGGACAGGCAAGACAUACACGAUGCAAGGGGCUUGGAUGGACCCUGAAAAGAGAGGUGUUAUCCCUAAUUCUUUUGAACACAUAUUCACCCAUAUAUCAAGAUCACAGAACCAGCAGUAUCUGGUAAGGGCAUCAUAUCUAGAAAUUUAUCAAGAGGAAAUAAGAGACCUCCUAUGCAAAGACCAGACCAAGAAAUUGGAGCUCAAAGAAAAUCCAGAAUCUGGAGUUUACAUCAAAGAUUUAUCCUCCUUCGUGACAAAAAAUGUAAAGGAGAUUGAACAUGUCAUGAAUGUGGGCAACCAAGCUAGAUCGAUUGGGUUCACCAACAUGAAUGAGCACAGUUCAAGGUCUCAUGCCAUUUUUGUAAUCACAGUGGAGUGCAGUGAGAUGGGGAUUGAUGGCGAAAACCACAUCAGAGUGGGCAAGCUAAACUUGGUGGACUUGGCUGGCAGUGAGAGGCAAAGUAAAACUGGUGUUCAGGGUGAACGUUUCAAGGAAGCUACUAAGAUCAAUCUUUCACUGUCUGCAUUGGGAAAUGUUAUAUCUGCCCUGGUUGAUGGCAAAAGCACUCACAUACCUUACAGGGACUCAAAACUCACCAGGCUACUUCAGGAUUCUCUUGGAGGCAAUGCUAAGACCAUAAUGGUGGCCACUCUUGGUCCUUCUUCCUACAACUAUGAUGAAACACUGACAACCCUAAGAUAUGCUAACAGAGCCAAGAACAUCAAAAAUAAACCACGGGUAAAUGAGGACCCCAAAGAUGCCCUGCUGAGAGAGUUCCAGGAAGAGAUUGCCAGGUUAAAAGCCCAACUAGAGAAACGGGGUAUGCUGAGCAAGAAAAGGAGACGAAAUAGCAGGAGAAAUCGAAAAAUACUGGAUGGUGAGGAAAUCACUGAUGGUGAGGGUGAAGAAGAGCGGGAGGAUAACAUGGAGAAGGAUGUAGAAGAAUACUUGAAGGAACAGGAGCAGAAACUGGUGCUGGAGAAAGCUGCUAUCUUGGAUGAUCACAGCCUUGUGGCAGAAGAAAAGCAGAAACUACUUGAUGAGAAAGAGAAAAUGAUGGAGGAUUUGAGAAGAGAACAGGAGGCCACUGAGGCACUAACUACUAAAUUCAAGGCUAUGGAAAGCAAGCUGCUUGUUGGAGGGAAAAACAUCAUCGAUCAUACAAAUGAACAGCAAAAGAUGCUGGAGCUGAAGAGGCAUGAAAUAGCAGAGCAGAAACGCCGUGAGCGAGAGAUUCAACAGCAAAUGUUGGUGCGAGAUGAGGAGACAGUGGAGUUGAGAGAGACAUUUUCUUCCCUACAGCAGGAAGUUGAAAUUAAAACGAAGAAACUGAAGAAGUAUAGAAAGCUUUACUCCAAGCUUCAGUCUGUGAAGGCAGAAAUACAGGAUCUUCAAGAUGAGCAUGUGAGAGCCAGACAGGAUCUAGAACAAAUCCAAAAUGAGCUGACUAGAGACCUCAAGUUCAAGUAUUUGAUUAUUGAAAACUUCAUUCCUCCAGAGGAGAAGAACAAAAUAAUGAAUAGAAUUAUUUUUGACAGUGAGGAGGACCAAUGGAAAUUUCAGCCCCUGGUUCCAAGUGGAAACAGGAACAACCAAAUGAAGAGGAGGCCUUCCUCUGCAGUGGGCUACAAGAGGCCAAUCAGUCAGUAUGCACGGGUUGCCAUAGCAAUGGGAGCUCAUCCUCGAUACAGGGCAGAAAACAUCAUGUUUCUAGAGCUAGACAUGUCCCCACCUACUGUAUUUGAGCUGGACUUCUCCAGGACCCAGUCUGACCAUGACUUGGCUCUUCGCCUUGAACGUGAUCUGUUCCUUGAAAAUUCUGCAUAUAGGGAAAGAGCAGCUGCCACUCGGGUCAAGAAAUCCAGGUCUUGGUGUCGACCUCCAAGGUUAAUAUCUUCCUCAUCUUCAAGCUUCACUCUGGCCUCUGGAUCCCAGUACUUCCCCCAGCCACAAGGGGUAGCAACAUCAUCCCAUCCUUGAAGAUCCCCUUUUAUACCUCUGAAGGGAAGUCCAGGGCAUGAAGCCUGCAUUCAGCACAAAGUGUGCCAGCUUCCAGCAAAAUUAGCAUUAAUUAUCUUUGUUUUCUAUGUGGAAAAGCAAAUGCUGCAGAACAAAAGGAAAACUAAUUGCACUGGACUGGAGAACCAUAACUGGCAGCAACAACAAAAUGGGGGUUUGUUAUAUCGUUGUGGUGUAAAAUAGCUACAUAUAAGGCCUUUGCUUUGCUCAGUUACAGAAACACAGUGCUCCUUUAGGGUCACAGGUUAAUGUGCCAUUGCUGCCAUGUCUCACAGAUGGCCACCUUUCACAAGUAGAAAGCAACGUGGGUGCUUUCCUAUAGUACAAGCAAAACAACUCCUGCAAAAAUUCAGAUUCUGUGCUGCUCAGUAUAUUUCAGAAGCUUUGGGUGUUGAACCAACAUGAAAGGAUUAAUAAGGUGAAAGGUUUGCUGAGUAUAUGGAACCUCUGGUUGGUUACUGAUUUUUAUUAAUAUUUUAAGUUGCUAUACUGAGAUGCAUUAUUAUUUCAAAUACAACAAAGCUAGCCUUUAAUAUUACAUUAAAAAAUAACCUAGGAAGAAAAUUAUUAAUCACAGUUUUACCCCUUUCUCCUAUUAUGUUUUUAAAACUUGCAAUUAUGCUUCCCAUAAAUAUAAUACAGUAGAUAGGGUUGUUCUUUCAUUUGCUAACUGCUAUCAUAAAAGUAAUGUCAGAAUAAUGGCCUAACUGAAAAGUAGAAUACGAUGAAGGGAGUUUUGCACAAAACAAAGGGGUUCCAGUUUCUGUAUCUUUAUUGCAAUUAUGUUUUCUUGUCAUCCUUUGGGCGUUUCAUAUUGGAGUCAAGACUGUCAGCCAUUGUGUCGUUCAUGCAGCAUCUUUCAGGGUAAACAGCUCCCGAAAACAUUGUUUCUGUGCCAUGCAACACAUUUGUUUUUAACAAUAUACAGUCUCUCUAAGUGACAUGUUGACACAUUGAACUGGAAGUGGGAAUUGGACUUGCAACCUUUUGACUUUAUAUCAGGCUUCUUAUCCACUAGGGAUGGAUUUAACUUAUUGAUUAAUGCUGACCAGUUCAGAGUCUAAG